AUGUUAUACCACACCCGCGUUACAUCAGAAGAUGGUCUACCCCGGUUGCAGCCUAGAGGAUGGGAGAGUAAGAUGGCCCUGUUACAGAGGCAGUUGGACUUCUUGGACCGAGGAAUGCAGGAUAUGAAGCAACAGGAGCGACGGAAUUUUCGUAUGGAUAUGUACUAUAGUAGAUAUAGGCCUCUCUCAAUGAUGGGUAAUCGAGAGGCUGUCGGUUCUAUUCCUGCGAGUGACAUCUUGUGGGAUCGCAACGGUCCGAAUAGGAAUCCGCUAUUAACCAGCCCAGCCGUCUCUGGCGCCUCUCGUGAGGAUCUUAGUGCUGAUUACAGAGUAAUCAAUCCGACUGAGCUACGGGAAAAACAAGAGCCGUCCAAGACCGUUGUAGACGACAAGGCAGUGCAGGCUUCCGAAGGUCAUAUAACAGAUCUAGGGAACCCAGUUGAAGAGGACCACGCUGACCGUAAUGGAAGACUACCGAUCGGCGAGUCGGAAAAUGAAUGGGAAAUGGCUGCUAAAGCGUUCCGUCAAUCUAGAGGUCUCGAUGGGCAGAUCACUUUCAGACCGGUUUCCAUGACGGUUCCACAGCGAUCUCGAGAAGAGCAUCAUACCGCUAGCGAGCUGCCAGCCUUUGAAGACUUACUGCGUCAAAAGCUGGAAAAUGCUGAUGAGAGUCUUCCCAAUUUCGGACAAAAAUCUGUCGAGGAGAAAAAGUCUGAUUUUGAGGAGGAAGCUUCGGCCUGUACUAUGCUGAGAAAGAGCCGAGGCUUUAAGCCUUUGAAGGCAAUACGGCUUUUUGGAGAUGGAGGGAAGUUUCCGUGUGUAGUGUUGGGUGAUAGAGGUGGUAAGGAAGACUAUGAGCUUCUUGUAAGUGGGUACUGCGGUAGUGCUGGCAUGUUCGCUUUCCUUAGCUGA
Molecule: messenger RNA, 912 nt
Organism: Perkinsus marinus ATCC 50983
Lineage: Eukaryota; Perkinsozoa; Perkinsida; Perkinsidae
Exons: 1
Coding region: 1-912 (303 amino acids)
Source: RefSeq, a predicted model, not a curated record